Molecule: messenger RNA, 1565 nt
Organism: Chenopodium quinoa (quinoa)
Lineage: Eukaryota; Viridiplantae; Streptophyta; Magnoliopsida; Caryophyllales; Amaranthaceae
Product: probable N-acetylglucosaminyl-phosphatidylinositol de-N-acetylase
Exons: 12
Coding region: 295-1074 (259 amino acids)
Biological process (GO): GPI anchor biosynthetic process
Cellular component (GO): endoplasmic reticulum
Molecular function (GO): N-acetylglucosaminylphosphatidylinositol deacetylase activity
Source: RefSeq, a predicted model, not a curated record
UUUGCCCCUCUGUAAUUUCUCCUUACGUUCUUAUGGACAAGUUGUCCAAUGAUUAAUAAAAUGUGGUGCUAGACUUUUAUCAAAAAAAAAAAGGGAUUGAAGGAUCGAACUCAUCAAGGAUGUAGCCUGAGUAGUAGAAAUUCAAAUUGACUAAAUUGCCCUCUAUUGUGUUCUUUUUCCUUCUUCCUCAUAUCCCUCCUUUCUCUUCUCCCAAACAUACCAAGUUGAACACCCCAAGUUUGAAUCAUAAUUUUGAAUCACUGACGAAAUCAGUGUUGAAAUAGUGAUUGAAUAAUGGACUGGUUCUUCAUUGUGCUCUCCGCUUCUGUGAUUUGGAUUGCCUCUUUAUGUAAAAUAUUGCACAUAUCUUACUUCCCCACAAAAGGUCAAUACUUCAACAUUGGUGACACCCUACACAAGAAGGCUGUCUCGCUUGUGAUUGCACAUCCUGAUGAUGAGUCCAUGUUCUUCACUCCGACGAUUAACUAUCUGACAUCAAGAGGGCAUAAUAUUUACAUCUUAUGCUUGUCUACUGGUAAUGCUGAUGGGAUGGGAAAAAUUAGGACAGAUGAGCUCUACAAGGCUUGCUCUAUGUUAAAGGUUCCUCUGAAGCAAGUGGUUGUACUUGACCAUUCAGAGCUUCAGGAUGGGUUUGGCAAAGUGUGGAAUCACACCUUAAUUGCAAAAAUUGUUGAAGAUAACAUCAGAUCUCAUGGCAUUGAUACAGUAAUUACAUUUGAUAGUUAUGGAGUUUCUGGUCAUUGUAAUCACCGAGAUAUACAUUUCGGAAUAAGAAAGGUUUUACUUGAUUCUCAACAAAAUAGUUUUGAAGCAUGGGAACUGGAUAGUAGCAGUGUUUUGCGAAAGUAUAGUGGACCAGUAGAUAUCUGGUUAUCCAUCUUUAUGGCCUGGUGUCUCCCUCGUAGGAAAUCUUUUUGUCUACUGAAUGAGCAUCCUUUUAUGAGUUUUCAAGCAAUGGCACAACACGCAAGCCAGUGGGUUUGGUUUAGGAAACUAUUUGUAUGUUUUUCAAGUUACACAUAUGUGAACACACUUCAAAGGAUUGUGCUUUAGAUUUAUGGUUCAAGACCUGAGAUUUGUGGUUCAAGUUCAAAACUUAGUGGCUGUGAUUUGUGGAAGAACUAUGAAUUCACCUUGAGAGUGUCAUUGCCAUUUACAAGAGAGAUUGAAUGAAUCAGUAAAUUUGCAGUAUACCCAUAAUUAUUGUUGGGAGAUCUGAUCUAUACAUGGAUCCGAGGGAUGAAGGUUCUUAGGUAACAUGUUUGUUGCAUCCUGAUUCCUGAGGAAAACAAGUUUUGUUGCAAAGAUCUGGAUCAUUGUUUUAAAGUGAAAAGCUUGUUUGCUGCAACUGAGGCUUAGGUUAACUAUCCUGCAAACUAUUGGAUCCUUGUUUUGUUGAGAUUAGAAGUUGUUUGAUGAAUGCUUAAUAAUUGUAAUUUCACUGAUUUGUAAGCUUAGGGUAGCAUGACUUUUAAAUUUGUAAUUUGGGUCAUAGUGCUCUUCUUCUAUUGUUUUAUGGACACUAUCAUGUCCCCUUAACUUCA